Messenger RNA from Exophiala oligosperma, 1356 nucleotides. RefSeq lists its product as uncharacterized. The transcript has a single exon. The record is from RefSeq and is a predicted model, not a curated record. Bases 1 to 1356 code for a protein of 451 amino acids. Lineage: Eukaryota; Fungi; Ascomycota; Eurotiomycetes; Chaetothyriales; Herpotrichiellaceae.
AUGGCUCUGCUCAAUUCCGACUUCGAUCUUGGCGAAUGGGGAGACAUCCUGGAGGAUAGUGACUGGCUAGGAAGCAGUUCAAUACUACCUAGCGCAGAAGAUUUAUCAUCUCAUACGACUCGUCAAGAUAGUCUUGAAAGGGGUUCCAACAUGUUCCCCUAUUUCACGAGCAGCGUCAACCCACCAUUCAUCACGCCGUUCGACUCGGCCAAUUGGGACCUUGCAAGACAGUACAUUGCGGGAUUGGCACCCUCGAACACCUUCAUCGCGGCCGCGAUCCAGUGUGUGCAAGUCCUCUACAGAUCUUUGGACCAGGGGAAUGACAUCUCGGAUGCCAUGCAGUCUUACUUCUCGGCAAAGAGCAUCUACUUGACCAUGCUCAGCAGCGAUGAUCAAGGCCUGGAGCCUGUCCUCAUUGUGACGUUCUUGCUUUGCAUCUUUGAGAUUGUGGCCCAACAAGAAAUGAUUCCGCACACUCUCAAGCAAAAAGAUCCCUUGAUCUCCAAAAUCGACACGUGGGCAAAACUACAGCCCUGGCCACCGAUUGCACGACGCAUCACUGUCUGGCUACGGUGGCUUCACACAAAGUCCAUGCAUUUGGGUGGGCGUGGCAUCCUCAGCCCGCAAAUAUUCGCUCUUCUACCGGUCGAUCGGCACCCCGUCCCUCCCUUAUUCUUCCUCCACGAAGAUCCGCCUGAACCUGGCCUCGAACUUUUGGAGCCUACGAUGUCGGCCUUGUUCCACUUCUACGACGAACUGCAGGACAUCUCAGUCCAGGCCUCGGCUCUGAACAGGCAUCAUCGCUCGAGAGGGACUGUGGCAGACGAAACUGGCGUUCACUGGAUCUCGAUAAACAUUGCCAACCACCUCAAUUCCCUGUGGCAAACCAGGCCGUGGCUCUUGCGCCAUCCUACCACAGGCCUCUUCAGCAGUCAUCCUCAGCACAACCAACUCUGCGAUAUGUUGGUUGUACUAUGCAGGGUAUGCUAUUUCGCAGAGACCAUCUAUCUCGACAGAGCACAAAGUAAAGAUCGUACAGCAAGUCCCGAUGCACAGAGGGCAAGGCAGGAGAUUCGUCUCUCCGUGGACGAAUUCUCCAGUCGUGCGACAACCCAGAAGCACCUGGAUGCGGCUUUUCUCUGGCCCCUGUUUCUGUACGCCGUCGAAAGCCGUACCGGUGCAGACGUUGAUUGGGCGCUAUCCAAACUACGCUUGAUCCAAGGCCCCCUGUGGCAAAGCGAGACCGUUACUACCUUUAUCCAAGACUUGACCAGUGAACAACUCAGCCGAGGGGAGCGAGUGGAUUCGCGUCUCUUUUGCCUCCAAAGAUAUGGAGGGCCUCCUCCGUAUAUUUGA